AUGACCGAAUCCCCCCCCUCCCAGCACUACCGCUCUCCGACGGCCCCCGGAGGCCCCGAGUCCGACCGACGGGACCGACCCACCGGUCGGCCAGGAUGGGAGCACACCGGACGCGCAAGGCUGGCGGUCAGACUCGGCUUCCCCAGCUCGCCGAGAGCAGGCCAGAGUUGUAGUAGCGCGUGCUUCCAUGUCGUGUGCUGGGGGGGAGUGCCACUGCACCAGUUGGACGGCAUCAUGACACGUAUUCGGCCCUCCCUCCCCCCCCUCGCUUCUGUGCUCGUGGUUGCCGCCGAGCCGUGA
Messenger RNA from Gaeumannomyces tritici R3-111a-1, 300 nucleotides. RefSeq lists its product as hypothetical. Lineage: Eukaryota; Fungi; Ascomycota; Sordariomycetes; Magnaporthales; Magnaporthaceae. The transcript has 2 exons. The coding region runs from base 1 to 300 and encodes 99 amino acids. The record is from RefSeq and is a predicted model, not a curated record.